This is a messenger RNA of Stomoxys calcitrans (stable fly), 992 nucleotides long. RefSeq names its product iron-sulfur cluster assembly scaffold protein IscU (gene IscU). Gene Ontology annotation, biological process: intracellular iron ion homeostasis; iron-sulfur cluster assembly. Gene Ontology annotation, cellular component: mitochondrial matrix; cytoplasm. The record is from RefSeq and is a predicted model, not a curated record. The transcript is spliced from 2 exons. Gene Ontology annotation, molecular function: 2 iron, 2 sulfur cluster binding; ferrous iron binding. The coding region runs from base 74 to 538 and encodes 154 amino acids. NCBI's taxonomy places the organism in Eukaryota, Metazoa, Arthropoda, Insecta, Diptera, Muscidae.
GAUAUAUUUCACAACAAAACUUUUAUUUUCCUCGAGUUCAUAAAACGGUCGCCCAAGUAAGUUAAUCCACAUAAUGGCAUCCUUGGUACGAGUUUCCCGUCUGUUGCAAGCUCCAUUAAGACGCACUCAAAGUAUUCCCGUCGCUUUAUAUCACGAGAAUGUCGUUGAACACUAUGAAAAUCCCCGCAAUGUGGGUUCUUUAGAUAAAAAAGAUUCCACGGUGGGCACUGGUCUUGUUGGUGCACCAGCUUGUGGUGAUGUCAUGAAAUUGCAAAUUAAAGUCGAUGAGAAUGGCAAAAUUAUCGAUGCCAAAUUCAAAACUUUUGGUUGUGGCUCGGCCAUAGCGAGCAGCUCUUUGGCCACCGAAUGGGUUAAGGGCAAGACCAUCGAUGAAGCAGGCAAAUUGAAGAACACCGAUAUUGCCAAGGAAUUGAGAUUGCCCCCCGUAAAAUUGCAUUGUUCCAUGUUGGCUGAAGAUGCCAUUAAAGCAGCUUUGGCUGAUUACAAAGUCAAGCAGCAGAAGAAGAAGGAGAAUUAAUUCCGAGCUAAAAAUUAAAAUGGAUGCCCUGGAAAAGCUGUUUGGAAAGCAGAGUUUUCACAAUUAUUUGAAAUUUAUCUAGUUAUAUAUUGUAGUAGUACUCCUAGUGUACGCUUAGUUUUAACCAAACUCAACCACCCCAACCCAAACUUGAUUAAAAUCAUAUUUUUGUAAAACGAAAUGUGUAAGCCUGAGCUUCACUGGAAAGUUUUUCUAUAAUGAUACUAUUUAAGAUGAAUAUACGUUAAGAGAAAGUUUAGUAGAGUUGAAGCUAUGAAAUGACUGAAGGAAAUCUAUAUACCUAAACGACUCCAGCUGGAAAUAGUCUAUGCCCAUUUUUGAAAAAAGAAGCAGAUGGCAAAGUCCAUAUAAUGCACCUUUCUUAAGCUUACAACUACAACCACAACAAAUGAAUAUUACAAAAAUAAAUUAUAUGCUUUAAUUGUUAUAAAUA